This is a messenger RNA of Malassezia japonica, 1458 nucleotides long. RefSeq lists its product as uncharacterized. The record is from RefSeq and is a predicted model, not a curated record. Gene Ontology annotation, molecular function: poly(A)-specific ribonuclease activity. The transcript is spliced from 3 exons. NCBI's taxonomy places the organism in Eukaryota, Fungi, Basidiomycota, Malasseziomycetes, Malasseziales, Malasseziaceae. The coding region runs from base 1 to 1458 and encodes 485 amino acids.
AUGGACGCCGACGCGAUUGCCCAGAAGCGCGCGGCGCGCGCGGCGAAAAAAGCGCAGGCAGGCGCGGCGGGCACGCCUGUUCCGCCGGCAGACCAUCUGAUUCGGAAGCGCGAGUGGGUGCCGGUGCGCGAUGCGCCGGACGGCGGGCGCCGCGUACGUGUCGUGAGCUGGAAUAUGCUGGCACAGUGCCUCGUCCGCCGCGAGCUCUUUCCGGGCAGCGACUGCCUCAAGAACAAGGACCGCUUCCCCGGCCUGGCCGCGGAGCUGCGCGCGUACGACUGGGACAUUGGGUGCUUCCAGGAAGUCGACUGCAUCAAGGAACAUGCCGAUACCCUCGGCAAGGCCGGCUACGCGUACCACUACGAGCGCGGCUACGAUAACAAGCUGCACGGCCUGAUGAUUGCAUGGCGCUGCAGCGGCGACCGACCGUCGUUUACGUACCCUGUGUACAAGCGCGUCGUGUACUACGACGACGCACGCCCGCUCGAGAUUGCGGCACGCGCGCGGGGCGCGCCGCUCGACGAGCGUGGCGUGCCGCAGGCGGACGUGUACUUUGCACCGGACUCGGCGGUCGGCGCGGAGGGUGCGCCGCACUCUGCGACGGCCGUCUCGCGCCUGACGCGCAACAUUGCCUGCAUCGUCGCGCUGCCGUUUGCCGAAGGCGACGGUGGCGUGAUUGUCGCGACGACGCACCUGUUCUGGCAUCCCAAGUACGCGUACGAGCGCGUGCGCCAGGCGGCGAUCCUCAUGCAGGAGCUCGAGGCGUUCCGCAGCGACCCCGAGCACGCGGACGUUGCGUCGUGGCCGGCGAUCCUCGCGGGCGACCUGAACGACCAGCCGCACUCGCCGACGUACACGCUGCUCACCGGCCAGGGGCGCACGUACGUCGACGAGCUCGCGCAGGCCUUGGGCGAGUCGCGCAUCGUGCACACGUCCGUUGACGAGGUGCGUGGCAUGCGCAGCGCCAACUAUGCGGUGACUGUAACAGAGGCCGGCGACGAGGACCGCGUCCUGGGCCGCUACCGCCCGCCGGCCAAGAGCGAGCUGCUGACCCUCGAGCAGAUUCUGCGCAUGUACGAGCUGCCCGCCGCGGACGGCGUCGGGGCGAUGCAGAGCGUAUACGCCGCCGCGCACCCCCGGCUCGUCACGGACGAGUCCAAGACAUUCUUUUCGCGACGCGGCACGCGCUCGGAACGCUACGAUAUCGAGAAAAUGCCGGUGCCGACCGACCCCCGCCAGCUGCAGAGCGCCGAGCCGAUGUGGACGAUGUACUCGUCGCUCUUUCACCUCACGCUCGACUAUAUCCUCCUUGCACCGAUGCGCAACACACGCAACGACUACCCGCCGAUCACGGCGCUCCUGCGCCUGCACCCCGAGGACACGUUGCAGCCGGGCGUGCCGCGCAAGGGCGUCUGCAGCUCGGAUCAUGUGAUGCUCGGCGUGGAGCUCGUGCUGUAG